This is a messenger RNA of Vitrella brassicaformis, 6090 nucleotides long. The record is from the annotation of a GenBank genome assembly. Lineage: Eukaryota; Vitrellaceae.
UCUCUGGGUGCUCCGACCAGGGUCACCUGACCUAGGGCAUAUUGCACGUACAUCGUUACGUCGUCGUCUGUCUGCGAAUGCCUAACCACUGAAGAUUACACUGACCCGACCUUACCUGGCUGAUUCACACAGAGGUCACACCCAGGUCACACCACCACACAGCACAGCACUGGGCGCGGCGCGGCGCCGCAUGACAUGACACCGGCUGAGCGCCUCAGCCCGCCCUCACGGGCGGGCCCGCCCACUGAGUUACGCACACGUACACACAGCACACGCAUAGCAUAUCGUACACAGACGACUGACUUGACUGACUUGUCACGAGUGACAGACACACCAGACAGACAGACAGACCCUGACAGACACAGACUCAUGAAGCCCCCUCCCUCCCCAUACACGGGCAGGCAGGCAGGCAGCCGCCUAUCUCGGUGCAUGUCUCCCCCCCCUUCCCUCUCCCAUGCCCCGCCCGGUGAGUGAGUGAAUGAAUGAAUUCAAAGUAUGUAAGGACUGACUGUACUGACGCUGUGCGGUCAGCCUAUGCGUGUGGGUCAGGCAGCACCAAGGAUGGAUGGAUGGAUGAAUGGAUGGAUGUCAAAACCGACUACCUGCAUGCUGCACGCAUGCACGACGGAGAGACGACUAGAUGUGCCUUCCUUCCUGUCAUCUUUCAUGUCACGAGUGACUGACCCACAAGCGCGCACGCACAAGCACACGCAGACAACAGCCUGUGCACACACCACACACCACACACAUGGAUGGCUGGAUGGAUGGAUCGAUGGGUAGCCGGCUGGCUGUGCUGCGUCAUGUGUGAGUAUGUGGCAGGGGCCCGUUUGUUCGUUCGUUCGUCCAUCGAGUGCUCCGAGGGCACACACACCAAACAAGCAUCCAUGCCCCCAGGAAUGAACGAAGGAAGCAACAAAGCAGACGCAACAAAAGGUUCAUCGAGAAAAACACCGACAGACAAACUGGCACACACGUGAAUCCACACACACACACACACACGCACACACACACACACCACAUGGAGGUCACGCACGCACCCCGCUGGCCGUGAACGUAUGCCCGGGGCAAAUCAGCAGGGCGCGCCGUGAGUGAAAAAACACCUCAGCCCCCAUGUGAUGACUGUCAUGUGGGCGAGGUGGGAGCGACGGUCGACGCAAUGAUUGCGGCACGGCACUGGCAGGCAGGCAGGCAGGCAGGCAGGCGGGCAACCACAACCACCCACACGCAUGGAAGUAUGCGUGAGCAUGUGUGAGCAUGUGUGUGUGUAUGUAUUGUGUAUGUUGUGCCUGACUGACGAGUGGCAGACAGACAGACAGAAGGAGAGGACGGCUGCAGGCAAGGAACCAGCCAUAAGCAGGUAGGUGUAAGCAGCCACCAGGCCAGGCAGACAAGCAUCCAUCGAUCGGAGAACAAACAAAAAGACCGACAGAUAAACAAACGGAGAGCGAUGAAUGCAAUGCGCAGAGCAUUGGACGCCCCUUUCGCCCACAACCCACCACCCACCCACCACACCACACCACACCCACACCAAUUAGAGCAGAGCACGUGAGGCCUUCUCACAAGAGAGAGAGAAGAUGCACGAGUGAGUAUCAACAGCAGAACCAAGGCAGCAAGAAUGAGUAACAAGAAUGUACACCACAGCCCAUUCCUGGGUCCACAGCGAUAGUCACCCGGCCACCCUUGGCCAAGCAGAUGGGCAUGAGAGAGAGAGAGAGAGACAGAGAGUGGCGAGGCAGCAGGAAGUGCGUACAGUCGGAGCGAAACCAUCCAUCCAUCCAUUCACACGGAGAAAAAUGACACUUACAUGAAAACACCAUCAACCAUCCAAGGACAUGUCCACCAUUGCAUGUCCCGGUCAGCAUCCCUCGGCUGAUCUGACCACCACCACUCACCCUUCCCCCCCGCGUUCCACCCCUAAGAAAACAGCGAGUCUGCGGGAUCGGCAAAAAAAAAAACCAACCCGGAGAGUAAAACCCCAGCGGCAUGCACACGCACGUGUCUGCGACAAAAGGCGCGAAAACAACGCCAUUCGAAACAUCGCCCGAUGGAAACAACCAAGCAGGCAGGCAGGCAGGUAGGACUGGUAAAUGGUCAGCAGCUGGCAUCCGCCAUUCCGUUCAUCGCAGCACAUAAACAAACCGAACCGCGAGCGAGCACCUGUGUGUAUGAUUGAUAUGAUGACAUCAAGAAACACCGGACGGACGGACGGACGGACGCAUCUAGACAGAUUACCUUACCGAUCCAACCACCACCCUACACCACCCGACCCUGACAGCCCAUCCAUCCAUCCCCCCAUCCCCCCCUCUCCCCUCUCUCCCCUGAGUGUGUGAAUGAAUCUGACUGAGAUGUCUGUAUGCCAAGCCUAUCGGCCGGGCGGCACAUACCCGUUCGUGUGCCCUGGUGGGGGCAGGGGCACCGGUGCAUCGCUCGACAGCGGCGCCCCGUUGGUUGGCGGGUGGUCAAUGUCAUCUUCGCGCCUCCGACCACCCGGCAGCCCCUCGCCCUGCUCCUGAGCGUUGGUGUCGUUGAGCUCUGCGGUCGAGUCCGACCCGCCAAACACAGGUUUCAUGUACUUGGCGUCGAAGUCAUGCCACCAGCGAUGGACGCCGCGCCGCAGUGCGCGGGGGUAGACGGGCAUGGCGACCAGCGAGCCCAGCCCCCGCAUGAUGCGCGGCACCCACUCGCCCUCACCCGUCCCGGCGGCCCGCUGCUGCUGGUCGGCGCCGUCAAGCGGAAGCGGGCCUGUCCCCACAGUUGUGUCGAAUGGGGGCGGGUAGCUGGAGCCCGACGGGUAGUCAGAUGGGAACUGCCCGCCGCCCGGAGCGGUGUAGGGCACCAGCCGGGGCAGCCCGUGCUCCGCGUCGAGAGCAGGGGGCCGCAUUUCUUCGUUUUCGAAGACAGCCUGCUGCGCCAGGGGUGUGCCUAUGGAGCGACUCCUGCUGAAGGGCCGGACGGCGUACGCGAGGGCGGGUGGGGGGGUCUGUGAGGGGCGGAGUGUGCCGUUGGUGGGCAUGGGGCCGUUGGAUGUGCGUGAGCGGAUCAUGGGUGGGGGUGUGCGGGACCGGGGUGGCGGGGUGGCGUAGUGGGCGUGGGCGACGUCGGACCAGUCGACGAUGGCCUCGCGCCGGAUGACGUCACGGGGGAUCAGGUGGGUCUGCAACCCACUCUGAGUGUGGUGUAUACAGAAGGGAAGGAAAUAGACACUAGUCGUUGCACAUCCUCGUUGCUUCUGUGUGUGUAUGUGUGUGUGUGUGUGGUUUGCUUACCGCUGCCCCGAUGGAGUCGGUGACGCCCCUCUCUAUCGACUUGCACAUCUGUUCCUCCCACAGACACGACGCUGAAAUGGCUGCAGCCACACACAAAACAUACAUGCAACCAAAGAAAGACACGUGAUGUGUGUCUUGCAGACUGACUGACCGAGGACGCCGCUGAAGACGAGCAGGUUGAGCAGGACGACGCCCAGCACAGUGGAUAUCAGGAUGAUGUCCCCCAGUGUCUUGACCUCCGGGUUCUCGGUGGUGCGGUGGACGUAGUUGACAAUCAACGCAUACGACACGACACCUAACCGAUGACAGAUGGAUGGAUGCGGCCACCACACAGACAGACGGUAGACGAUCGCAUCGAGCCCGUCUCGACUCUCUUCUCUUCUCGUGGCUCACGGACCCACCCACCUCUCAUCAUGCCUCCGAGGAUAACGAGCAGCACCUCUUUGCGCAGGACGGGCAAUCGCAUGUUGCACCGGAGCAUCAUGGACAGGCCGAAGAGCAGCGACACCACCACCGCCCGCACCAGGGGAAUGAGGCCCGUGUAGGUGAGGAUCAGCAUGGGCGAGAAGUACUUGGCGCUCGCCAGGUAGGUGCACGACGCCACACCGAAGUAGGAGAACACAAACGCCUCCGCAAUGUAGCCCUGCAGGGCACCCAACCAACAUAAUCCCACAUCUUUGUGUGUGUGUGUGUGUGUGUACUGUCAUGCGUGAGGCCUCGGUGGCAAGAAUCUGCCCUGUGGCGUCGAGAGAAUGGUACGCAUAAUGGCCCGUGACAACGCCACACCUGCACAAACACACGAGAAGUGAUGUCACUGAACUGAUGCGCUUGUGGGAGGGAGGGAGGGAGGGAGGGAGGGCGACUGACUCACCAGAAGACGGAGAGGAUAGCGGAGCAUCCGACGCACUCGGCGGUGAUGUAGCAGGUGUACAUCCAUAUGAAGAUGACGGCCACUGCCUGCACCGGCGUCUCGUUGAUCAGCUCACGCGUCUUACGGAAACACCACGACAGCGCCAAACCGAACCCAAGCCUUCAUGACAAUGACAACACACACACAGACAGACAGAGUACCGACCGACACAAUGACAAUGAAUGCCUGCAGCCCGUCCGUGUGUGUGUGUGUGUGUGGGUGGGUGUGUGGGUGGGCCCACCGCUCACCCGACGGCAGUGGAUGUGAAGAGCAGGAAGAAGACCCUCAGCAUGAGCGGCUUGAGGACCUCCCCUGUGUCGGGGUCGGCCGUCUCGUUGCCAGUGCUGUUGCGUUUGAGGUCCUCCAUCACACUCGCCAGCGACUGGCUCAUGAUGAUCGACACCACAUCGUUCAGGAUGCUCUCGCCUGCAACCCAACCAUCGCACAUGGCAUGGCACACAGCACAGGGGUCAAGUCAAUGCCUGUCUGCUUCGGCUGGGAGCAGCUGAUGUGUGUCCGUCCCGGUUACCGAAUAUGAUGGAGUGGACGCGCGGAAACUGAUCGCCCCGGACAAAGGAAAGCGACGCUGCGAGACGAGACGACAGCAAGCGCUUUGUCUUUACGUGAAUUCGAUGGCCACACUCGUCCUUGCGGCCUGCUGUGCUUACCGACGGUGUCGGUGCAGCAGAGUGUGGCACCGAUGAUCAGGAACUUCUCCAAGGACAACUCAGCUAACAGCCAACACACACACACACACACACACACAUGCUGUGUGUGCUCUGCCUGCGCCGGUCGUGUGUUCUGACUUACCGAUGACGGUGCCGUCGAACGUUCGGUAUUGUGCGAUGGAGUGGAAGACGUACGGCAUGUAGAUGAGGGCCAAGAAGGUGAGAAUCGUGCCCACAACGCCCAGCAGAGAGAUGUACCCGAAGUACCUGAACGGUUGAAGAAAUCAACACACAAGCACACACAAUCCUUCUGUCUUGAAGCCUCACUGAUUGCAACAUUCCAUUCAGCUCCCUCCCUCACCUGUAGAACAUCUUCUUCUUGCAGUUGAAUCCCGCGCCAAAAAUGAUGGGCGGCAAAAUGACGUAACUGACCAAACACCAGACCACACCAGACCCCUGUGCUGUGUUGUGCUGCGUAGGGGCUCCCUCACCCAAUCGGCCGGCCGGGCGGCUCACCUGAAGAUGUUGAAGCUGAAGGAGAUGCCUGGUGGUCGGUCUGAGAGGUAUGAGACGACGAAGCCCAGGACGAUGCCGAAUAUGACGGACAGGGCCGACUCGUGGGUGACCUUGACGGGCAUCUUCUCUAUCACGUAGCCGCCAACCACAUACAACAGCAGCAGCAGACACACUGACACACCGACCAAUCAGCGAGCCCACAUAAGCAACACACACACACACACAGGACGAUCAGUGUGCCUCGUUUGUGUGUCUUGUGUGUGUGUGUGCAGCAGCUUACGGCAGAGAUCCCAGAUGCCGAAUAUUUCAUCCUGGGCCAGAGUCCCCAGCAGGACGCCGCCAGACAUCGUGAGUGACUCAAUGCGUUCGCGCGUUAGGUGCACUCACUGCACGGCCCAGCAGCCAAUUCAGCUAGAGAGCAUACCACACGGCACAAGCACCAGGGCCAGCUGAGCGUCUGAAUCCACCCAGGCACAGCCGCUGUCUGAGGCAGUCGCUGGAACAGAAGAUAUUCUUCUGCUCUAUCUUGACAGAGCAGAAACAAAGGCAGGGGACGCUCUUCACCUACACGGCAAUGUCCUCUUGUGUGCCCGAGGCGCUCUUUUUGCCGAGGAGAGCUGCGGAUCGCUGAUGCACAUCUGCGAGCUAAGGAGGAAGAGAAAACGAAACGCGCCACGGAGGUACGGAGCAGUGUGCAGUGACAAGGCUGAUGCAAUUGAAUCAGAUCAGC